UUCCGGUGCCGCUCGCUGGGAGGUGCCAAACGCAUGCGCAGAGCGGCGCGGGAGAGUUCCAGCUCGGGCGGGCUGAAGGGGGGGGGCUGCGGCUGGGAGAGACCAUGAGGGAUCGCACGCAGGAAUUCAGAGAGGAUGACGGGAGCUCAGACGAUGAGGAGGCCGAGCGGGUGGUCCUGGUCGUGAAGCCAGGAUCGGCCAAGUCCAAGGAUGAAGGGGAGCCGCCGGACGAGUUCUUCCAGACGGCCCGGGGGAUCCGUGAGGCGCUGAAGACCCUGGAGGGGAAGGUGAAGGAUCUGGAAAAGCAUCAGACCACGAUUCUGGCCACCCCGCUGCCGGAGGACAGCAUGAAGCGAGAUCUGCAGAGACUGCGUGAGGAGAUCAAGGGUCUGGCCAAAGACAUUCGGAGCCGCCUGAAAACCAUCGAACCCAAGAAGGGCGAGGAGGAUGAGAACAGAAACGCCAUCAACAUCCGGAUGAAGAGAACCCAGCACGGCAUCCUGUCCCAGCAGUUCCUGGAGCUGAUCAACAAGUGCAACACCAUCCAGUCGCAGUACCGGGACCGCAACGUGGAGCGAAUCCACCGCCAGCUGCAGAUCACCGGCGGCGGCGUGGUGUCGGACGAAGAGCUGGAGCAGAUGCUGGAGAGUGGCCAGACGGAGGUGUUUGUCUCUAACAUCAUGAAGGACACGCGUGUGACCAAGCAGGCGCUGAACGAGAUAGAGACCCGGCACGACGAGAUCCUCAAGCUGGAGCGCAGCAUCCAGGAGCUGCACGAGAUGUUCACCUACCUUGCCACCGAGGUGGAGCUGCAGGGGGAGAUGAUCGACCGGAUUGAGAAGAACAUCCUGGACUCACAGGAUUACGUCAAGAAGGGACACGUCCAUCUCAGCUCGGCCCGGGAGAGCCAGCAGAAAGCCCGCAAGAAGAAGUUCAUGAUCAUCAUCUGCCUCUCGGUCACCGUCGUCAUCGUUGUGAUUAUCAUCGGAGUGGCCAUCGCCACCGGCUAGACCUGUGUUCGGUUUCCACCCCCCUCUCCCCCUGCUGUGUGGCUGGGGCUUUCUGGUUUCGUGAGCACGGCCCUGUCUUCCAGCGGAACCACUGCCCCCUGCUGGGAGGUUUAUGCACUGAUGGCCGGAGCGAACGCCCAGUUUAAAUCCUGAUCUUUAAGCACAAGCCAGCCCCCUCCCGUCCAGAACGGUUUCUAUUGACUCCUCGCAUCUCUUGCCUUCGGGGUAGGGGUGAGAUCCGCCCUGAAGAGCCUCUGAUUUUCUGAGGUCUGUGAAUUUGUGGCAUUUUAGUCUGACGGUUCAUCCUCCAUGUCACUUCCUGUGGCUCUGUCCCUCCCCUUUGAGCCUCUUCCUGGUUUGGGCAGUGCCACUUGGCGUGGCGAAGCCCCUCACGCUAGCAUUAACUUCACGCAGUAAGCAAGUCAACUUCUUCUAAGCCCACCUCUACCUGGCCAAGCCCACUUCCUGUCUCAUUGCUCGUCCUGCCAGUAUCUACUUCCUGUUUUGGGAAAAUCGGCUUUGUGUGGGCCCCGCCUCUUGCUCUGUCUCUACUUCGUGUUAUGGUGACGCCAGUUCCUUUUUGUGCUCCGGCCCCUCCCCUCUGACGUCAACGUCCUGUCUCGGGCAGGCCUGCUCUCUGUGGUACGGUCCGUGUCCCGCCCCCCUCUCCAGCUGUGCCCACUUCCUGUCUCAUAUGGUGCCACUUCCUGUGUACCUGCUGCUCUCCCCAACUCCCCUCCUUAGGGUGGGGGACUCCAUGCCCAAGUGAGAGUAUUGGGGCGUCCCAUGCCCAUGGGUCGCUGUUUGCUGGUUGUGGGGGGCGGUGCCCUCCGGCCUCCCCUGCUCACAGUGCCCCAUCACUGCCUUAACAGGAGGUUCCCUCUAGGGGGCAGGGUGGGGUCGGUCUCUGUUCACACUGCCAGUGAGGUAAGUGCCAAGCCAGGACUCCUGGGUUCUAUCCCCAGCUCCGAGGGGAGGCCGACCUCCCCAUGUCUCUUGUGCCUUAACCCCCUGGGGCUCAGUAUUUAAUCAGGAUCCCAUUCAAAUCCCGCGUCCCCUCUCCGUUGACCCUCUCCAUCCCCCAGCCGACUGGCAGGAGGGGCGCCAUUCCACAUGGCCCACUGCCUGGCACCUAUGCUCUGCACCCCUCUGCCCCUGCUUCUCCCCCCCUCCCAUCAGCCCCUGCUCCACUGCUGUCCUUGGCGCCUCUCCUCCAUCACCCUCAGCCUUAGCACGGCCGUUCGCACUGCUUCCGUCGUACCAAGUGGUGGCCUCACCCCCAGGCCUUGGCUGCCCCCUCUCUUCCCUGGCCCACCCCACCCCUGAUCCGUGCGGAUGGGGGGUGUCAGCGGACCUAACCCCCCACAGCAAGCCAGAGAAAGGUCUCUGACCUCACUGCCCCUCCGCCAAGCCAAGCUGGGUCUGACUCACUGAGGCAUGAGCCAGAUUUUUGCUCUCCCUGUUAACCAGGCAGAGGAUCAGGACGCCUGGGUUCUUGCCCCAGCCUUUUGUUUUAAUUCUUAACCUCUACGCUGCAAUGUGGAGCGACAUUUCCCAGUUGCCGUGGCGAUUGAAUGUAACGUGGCCUGAGUUGUAUUUUGUAAUAAAAAGGAUAAAGAAAACACCUUUAAAAA
Mauremys mutica (yellowpond turtle) is the source of this 2644-nucleotide messenger RNA. RefSeq names its product syntaxin-4-like. Gene Ontology annotation, biological process: exocytosis; vesicle fusion; intracellular protein transport. NCBI's taxonomy places the organism in Eukaryota, Metazoa, Chordata, Testudines, Geoemydidae. Gene Ontology annotation, molecular function: SNARE binding; SNAP receptor activity. The record is from RefSeq and is a predicted model, not a curated record. Gene Ontology annotation, cellular component: endomembrane system; SNARE complex; plasma membrane. The coding region runs from base 105 to 1010 and encodes 301 amino acids. The transcript is spliced from 11 exons.